UUCAUAUAGUCAUACGCACCGGUCAAACGUACACGGUCGUCCCGCGUGCGGUUAUCGUCCGUUUUUUUUUUGGGUUUUUUUCCGUUUUUUAUUUUCCGUAUUUUUUAAAAAAAAAUAAAUAAAUCCUUGUUCGCACCCUAUAGUGGAAACCCAAAAAAAUUCGUCGUCGUGAGACAGUGCCCGUGUCGAGUCUUAUACGAUAUUAUUAAUAAUAUCGCGUUAUUAUUAGGAUCGUCGUUGUUACCUAUAUAUUAAUAUUAUAUACACCUAUAUUUAUAUAAUUACAAUAUAAUAUAAACGCGCGGUGAUAAUAUUAUUGUUAAUUUUUAUAAUAAUCGUGUACGCGCGAUUGUGCCGUUGCCGAGACACGUUUUCCGUGCGAGCAUUCGUCGCGCGCGCUCGCGUUCGUCCGAGUUUCCGUCCGUCCGUUAAGCUGGAGGGCUUACCCGCGGUGGCCGGCGGAGAGGGGCUGAGGCUGGCCACGGCCACCGGAGCCCAGUACCGCCGCGUCGACGACGAGUCAAAGCUUGCGCACAAGUUCCACCCGGCCGGGUUCGAAUUCUACCGGAACCUGCACAAGUUCCACAACCUGAACAACAACAACAACCAUAGCAGUAAGAACAAUAACAACAACGAUUCGCCGCCCUCGGACAAGGCGGCUGCCGCAGCGGCCGCGACCGCGGCUAUGAUCUUGCAACAGCACCACCGAAUCGGCGGUCUGCUGGCCGGACGGCGGCCGUCGUGCGACGUCACCGCCGCCACAGCCGCGGCCACCGACCAACAGCCGCUCGACCUCAGUUCGCUGUCCGUGCCAAAGUACAACAACGGUGGCCGGGCGCAUCCAUACUUUGCGCACCACCACCACAACAACCACCACAACCGGGUGGCCGGCCACCAGCCGUCGUCCGCCAAGUCGGCGGGGCCCUCGCCACCGCCGCCGCCGAUGGCCCUGAUGCGCGCCGUCCACGCAGCCGUCGGUUCGUCGUCCGAAGACGAUGACGACGACGAUGACAACGAAGACGACGAAGACGACGAACGCGGCAGCAUCGGAGGCAGGAGGAGUCGUGGCGAUCAGUCGUCGCCGCUGCCGCCGCCCACGCCCAACGAAAACGACACUUCAGACCGAUUGAUGCACCUCGAACACAAAUUCUACUGUCGAGAUGGUAUCGAUGCCCAGAGUAUUAAAAGUGAAAAGUCUCAAUCACCAACUCCUGAAGAAGAUGAUAAUGGUGAUGAGGAAAGGGUGGAAGAUAUCGUUGAUCACAGCGAGGACAGUACUGGAAGUGAUUUGUUGCUCAACUCAGAUGGAUCACCAGACAGAAUUGGAGCAUUAAACUUGGUUUCGCACAGACAUUCUGGUAGCUCUUCGAGCUCAGGCGUUAGCAGUACCGGACCAUCGGGAAAUUGUUCAGCAAAUGUAACAAGUGGAAGUGAUCCAUUAGCUGCACUACAAAGUCAGCAAUUCGCACAGAUUCCUGGAUUGGGAGUGUUAUCGCCGCAAAGCAAUCCAUUGAUCGGAAGUCCUCCAGGUGGCCAAUCUUCUCUAACACCUCAAGAACUUCAAGCACUUUUCCAGCAACAGAUUCAAUAUUUAUUAAUGAGACAGUCUACAGCAACUCAUCAGAACCAGACUCCAUUUUUUUUCCAAAAUCAAGUUCACCAAGCAUUGACUCAAGCAUCACUUCAACUGCAACAGAUCCAACAGGCUCAAAAUAUGACCAACAACCAUCAGCAUUCUCCAGUUGGAAAUGGUCCUAAUCAGUCGAUACGUCCAGCUGCUUCUUCAACACCAUCCCAUCAUUCUAAACACUCUGCUCAGACCCAAUCAUCUAAUAAUGACUUGGAUUUAUCUGCAGCAGCUGCUCUAAGCCGACUGGCAGAAACCAAAACCAGCACUGAUGAUACCACCGAUCUCGAAGAAUUAGAACAGUUUGCUAAACUCUUUAAGCAAAGACGAAUCAAAUUAGGUUUUACUCAAGGUGAUGUUGGCCUUGCAAUGGGAAAACUGUAUGGCAAUGAUUUCUCUCAAACAACAAUAUCUAGGUUUGAAGCGUUGAAUUUGUCUUUUAAAAACAUGUGCAAGUUAAAACCACUGUUGCAAAAGUGGCUUGUAGAUGCUGAUAGUACAAUGACCAACCCUAGCGCUUUGUGUAAUCCUCUGACAACGCCAGAAGCAAUCGGAAGACGUCGCAAGAAACGCACGUCCAUUGAAACGUCUAUAAGAUAUUCUUUAGAAAAAGCAUUUAGAGCAAAUCCCAAGCCUACAUCUGAAGAAAUAUCAAUACUGGCCGAUAACCUAUCCAUGGAAAAAGAAGUGGUGCGUGUAUGGUUCUGCAACCGCAGGCAAAAAGAGAAACGCAUUAAUCCGCCAACAACAACUAUGGCUGGUCAAACCACAUCUACCAACACAGAUAUGUUUACCGCUUCAAUGUCAGUACAAAACCAGAGUGACAUGUUUCCUAUGCUAACUUCUCCUGGACAUCCUCUGGCACUUGUAUCUUCUCCAUCCAUUGGAGGUCAUCAUCACCAUCACCACCAUCAAAGUAACAGUGAGUGACAUUGGUCCAUCUCAUCGUCUCUAAACAAUGGAUUUGAUGAGCUCGGCCAACGUAGAUAUUUCAGGGCUCCUAUUGAUGGCAAAUUAUCACUCUGUUAGUCACAUAACAUUUUGUUGACUUUCAUACUGAAAAUUAGCAACAGAUUCCUAUUUGAAACAAAUAAUUCAAAAUAAAAAUAAAAACAAUUAAAAGAUCUAUCCUCGCAAUACUUAAUUAAGUAAUCAAUUAUGAUUUAAUUUAUUACAAUAUAAUGUUUAUAUUAUUGUAUAUGUAUACCUAUAUCUGUAUAAAUAGUUUGUACAUAGUUAUUAUUUUGCAACAAACAAAGUAAUAGUGGUUAGUAUUUUAAUAAUUAAUCAUACUUAAUAACUUAAAUUUAGAUAAGUAUUUUUUUUUUCGAUCUGUUGUAACAAUGUUAGUGAAAUAUUUAAUUUCUUUUCAUAUUGUAAAUAGUAACAUUAAAUUUGGGGAUUAAUCAAAAUAAUGUCAUUGUCGGUCUGAAAAUCAAACUUUUAAGUUUUUUUUUGUGCUAACAAGCGCUCUUUCUUUUGUUAAUUAAUUUAUAUGUAAUUAUUUUUUUUUAUGUGUUUCUCGAUAAAACUGUUUUAGUGAUAGUUCAUACGUGUAAGUGAUUAUAUUAUUAAUCUGAAAAUUGUAUUGAACUAUAGUAUUAAAAUAUUUGGAGUUAUUAGUCUUAGAAAACCACCAAUCGAUGUCUUGCAGAAUACUAUGUAUGUUAAAUUCGUUAUCAUUUUUCAUUGUUACACCGUUGCAGGUGGUGGUUUUUUUGGGAUUAAAUAUACUCCUAGUAGUGACAGUGUCAAUGAUGUUAAAAUUAUACAAAUACAUAACCUGGAGACUUGAAAAAAGUACAACUUUUUUUUUUGUUUUAAGAAUUAAAAUAUAAUGAAAACAUUCAAGGAGACAAUAACAAUUUUCAUAGUUCAUUGUUUGCUGUGUUUUGUUAGUGUGACUAUAACUCGAACCUGUAUAUUUAAUACAUUUUGAUUUUUUUAAACUUGUUCAAUACAAUAAAUAAAUUCAAAAUCAAUAAUUAUCGGUUUUUGGGUCCAUUCACAGCAUUUGAAACUUUUUUUUUUAAUUCACAUAUCAUUAAAAUCCACCUUUUAUUAAUUUCACAAAAGUUCCUAAAGUCUUGCCUGUAAGGCAAUUGUGUAGUCAUGAAUCAAUUCUUAUCAUAUUUUAAGUCCUAGUAAUUAUUUACCAGUUAUUAUUUUGAAUGAUUCCAGUAAGCUUACUAUAACCUAAACAAUAACCCGGGAUUAAUAACAUCACCAGGAAUACAAGGAAUGCUAACGAACAAAACAAUUUUUGUUUGGUUCCAACAAAUUAUUGGUAACAUUAUCAAUCCCAUACAAUGAAAAUUAAGUCUUUAGGCCGUAGAGAAUAAUAUAUACAUUAGUGUUAUCAGCCUCUCUACAUUAUUAAUUUUGGUUGAUAAUUUAGGUUUUUUUUUUUUUAUCUAUUAUUACAAAGAACUUUAGAAAUUAUUAUUUUAAUUUUAUAUUCUAAUAUUUCUUUUCUUUGUUCCUACAAUUCUGUGUUCAGCCUCUUUCUUUAGCCUACAAAGCCAAUUCCAACAUAUCCCAUACCCCUCACAUAAAAUUAAAAAUAGUCUUCUAUAGUACAUUAAUGUUAUAAUAGAAAUGUUUUUUGUGGAUUUAAAGUUGGGCUUGAAUGUUUUGAUUCCUGGCACUGAACACAGUGACAAUGUAUAGUGUAAAGUUUACUGUCAAGACAUUUAACCCUAAAAUGUGAACGGAUCAAAUAACCGGCCAUUGACCAUGUUUGCUUUUAACAAUAUUUUUACGUAUGCUUAUGUUUUUAAUUGUGCUAAAAAGGUUAGAAGCACUAUCAACUUCAGUAACAAAUUUAACAUCAAAAAUUUCAAUGUAUACCGUUCCAUUGUUCAUAUCAUUAGAAUAGAGAGGUGUGUUAACGUAAAUUAAUUAAUAUAUAAAUGUGUGUAUAUGAAUAUAUAUGUUAUACACACAAACACAUUAUAUAUAAUUUUAUAAAUAUAAGUUAAAUUAAAUAGUUAUUAAGUGUAUUUGUGUUUUUUAUUAUUAUUAUAUUAUAAAUACUAGGGGCCGUGUUAUCGGUUUUGUAUACGUCAAAAGUGUCAGGUAACUAAAUGUUAAGGAGACACUAAUUUUAGUCUUAUUAGUAUGUGUAAAAUAUUAAGAUAAUAAAACAAAGAUUAAAUGAAAAUCCUUGUUCAUUUUUUAUUUUUGGUUACCUGUCAUGUCACCCCUAUUUCUAAUUUCAAUGUGUAUUAAAAUACAAUAGUUUUACUUAACCUAUUAGCAUUAACUUACAUUUUUUUUGCCCCAAACGUUGUAGAUCAAUUUCUUUUGUUUUUGUUUUUUUUUUUUUUUGUAUGUACAUAACUGUAUCUUUAAUUUAUUAUUAUUAUUAUUAUUAUUAUUAUUUUUGUUAAAUAAUCCUUAAUAUAAUUUUUCUUUUGUGAAAACUACAUAAAUAUUACGUACAUUAAAGAAAUAAUGCAAUAAUAAAGUGUUUUACUAAGUUUUUUAAUACAACAAGUUACUCCAACUGACUGAGUUUCAUAUCUUUUAUUUGGA
Metopolophium dirhodum (rose-grain aphid) is the source of this 5164-nucleotide messenger RNA. Its product is annotated as POU domain protein 2-like. The transcript has 8 exons. The coding region runs from base 686 to 2557 and encodes 623 amino acids. Gene Ontology annotation, molecular function: RNA polymerase II cis-regulatory region sequence-specific DNA binding; DNA-binding transcription factor activity, RNA polymerase II-specific. The record is from RefSeq and is a predicted model, not a curated record. Lineage: Eukaryota; Metazoa; Arthropoda; Insecta; Hemiptera; Aphididae. Gene Ontology annotation, biological process: regulation of transcription by RNA polymerase II.